Cololabis saira (Pacific saury) is the source of this 1444-nucleotide messenger RNA. It is a transcript of the gene morf4l1, whose product is annotated as mortality factor 4 like 1. Lineage: Eukaryota; Metazoa; Chordata; Actinopteri; Beloniformes; Belonidae. The transcript has 12 exons. Gene Ontology annotation, cellular component: NuA4 histone acetyltransferase complex; nucleus. The record is from RefSeq and is a predicted model, not a curated record. Gene Ontology annotation, biological process: chromatin organization; regulation of DNA-templated transcription. Bases 86 to 1057 code for a protein of 323 amino acids.
UUAUGACGUUUGUAGAGAGCGGCACCGUUGCACAUUGGAAUGGGAGCUUGCGAUUUUUCCCAUAUUUUUAUAGUUUAAUCUGUGAAUGGCGCCGAAACAGGACCCGAAACCUAAAUUUCAAGAAGGUGAAAGAGUGCUGUGUUUUCAUGGGCCAUUGCUCUACGAAGCUAAGUGUGUGAAGAUAAAUAUCAAAGACAAACAAAUCAAAUACUUCAUUCAUUACAGUGGAUGGAAUAAGAAUUGGGACGAAUGGGUUCCUGAAAGCAGAGUGCUUAAGUAUGUGGACAGUAAUCUUCAGAAACAGAAAGAGCUUCAGAGGGCUAAUCAAGACCAUUAUGUAGAGGGGAGAAUGAGGGGUGCUGCGCCGAAUAAGAAGUUACCUCCUGCAUCGCAGAAAAAUGAUGUGAAAACCAAAAAGAACAAACAGAAGACUCCUGGAGCAGGAGAAGGGACAAGUUCAGGAGGAGAUCCAACGCACCCUCCACGAAAGAAGAGGGCACGUGUUGACCCAACCGUAGAAAGUGAGGAAACCUUCAUAAAUCGAGUGGAGGUUAAAGUGAAAAUCCCAGAGGAAUUAAAACCCUGGCUUGUGGAUGAUUGGGACCUUAUUACACGGCAGAAACAGCUUUUCCACCUACCUGCCAAAAAGAAUGUUGAUGCGGUCCUGGAAGAUUAUGCAAACUACAAGAAAUCAAGAGGAAACUCUGACAGCAAGGAGUUUGCUGUAAAUGAGGUGGUCGCUGGUAUCCGGGAAUAUUUCAAUGUGAUGUUGGGGACACAACUUCUUUACAAAUUUGAGAGGCCUCAGUAUGCAGACAUCCUGGCCAACCACCCUGAUACAUCAAUCUCCCAGAUCUACGGCGCUCCUCACCUACUCAGACUCUUUGUGAGAAUCGGAGCUAUGCUGGCAUACACUCCCUUGGAUGAGAAGAGCCUUGCACUGUUGCUCAGUUAUCUACAGGACUUUCUCAAGUAUCUUGUGAAGAACUCUGCAUCACUCUUCAAUGCCAGUGACUAUGAAGUCGCCCCUCCAGAGUACCACCGCAAAGCAGUUUAAGGUUCUUUAUUUCAGAAUCUGAUGCCUUUGUGCGUUGAGGUUCGGGCAUGACAUUUUUACCUGUUGGAAGGAUGCGAUCUCACCAAACACCUCUGGGGAACAGAUUGUGUUAGAUCUGUUGAGUUAUCAAAAAGAAUCAGAGCAAGAUGUCAACCUAGUCCCUGGACAAAUUCUUCUUUCAUGUGGAAAGCUGCUGACUAUGCUCUUCCUGUAUUGGUAUGUUUUUCAGUACCACUUUUGAGUUUCUGAGAUAUAUAUAAAUAUAUAUUUUUUUGUCUGUUAACAUCUUGUCAAAAAGGACUUCAUCAUGAUUGCUUUCGUUUUGAUUCAGAUGCUGGCUAAAUUUGUCUUACAGGCUGUCAUCAUUUUCUAAUAAAAGUCUUUUGU